Molecule: messenger RNA, 6526 nt
Organism: Spodoptera exigua (beet armyworm)
Lineage: Eukaryota; Metazoa; Arthropoda; Insecta; Lepidoptera; Noctuidae
Source: the annotation of a GenBank genome assembly
UUUCAAACGGUCUCGGAGCGGGCGGUGUAUUUGUGUUUAGGUUCAACAGCUCUGCAUCGCAUUUUGGCAAGAUUCCCUCGGGUGCGCGCGUUACAUAAAAUGAACGUCGCGUUUCGUGCCACACAAAAAGGAUAAAAAUAGAUUUUGAGAAUUGACGCGUGGAGGACAGAAAAUACGAGUGCGGACAGCAACUAUAGUGACCUGUGAAACUCGGUGUGUGUGACUGGUGAUAGUGUUUGAGUGGUAGACUUGCGAGAUGGCUCACCAAGUGGAGCCGAUGGACAUAGACAGUGACUUCGAUAACAAAGAGAACAGUUUACAUCACAACAAUGUGCUGCCGUUCACGGAGAAGGGCUAUGAAGAGCUGGACGUGUCGGAGCUGAACAUGAAACUCAGGUACUCUGUAACUCCAGCUUCCUCACCUAUGUCUAAGAGUUACACCGCCAAUUGCCUUGACAAUAGAAGUUUAGAUUCAGGGGAUGACACUUUAAAUGUAACAAUUAAUGAGAAUUGUAAUUUAACAAGGUCACUUAAUUCUAAUUUAACUAAGAAUGACAGUGUUGUAAAAUCUAACAAAACUUUACCACUGCAAACAAUCUCUACAGAGCAAUGUGUUGACAGUAAUAGGAACACAUCAGUGCUCCGGCCUCUAGACACAACCAUUACUCAAGACAAUGCCAAUGUGACUGUUACUGUAAACGUGCCCAGUGACAUGGAUGAUCACCUGUUGAGUUCAUCAUCAUCUGCAGUACAAACUCCUGAAGCAACCACUCCAACAAAGGAAAUUCCAAAGAGCGAUGGAGGAUCUCCUAUCAUGCGAGGCCUCAAAAGUGUUCUCAAUAUGUUCAGAUCCUCACAAAGUCCGAUACCAUCUGCAGAUAGUGAUGAUGUUGUAAAACCAGAUAUACUGAGCCCUCUGGAAUCAUCUGUGGCAAUUGAAGAAGCAAAAACAAAGGCUAUGUUGGUCUCCACUCCAAUUUCAGCACAUCGGAAGAAAGAAACAAGCCCCACAAAAAGGAACAGUCCAACAAAAGAACCUAUUGUAUUUAAUGAGGAUCUGGAGAAAGAGCUGCAGUGGAAAGAUGAGACAACCAUUAUAUUUAGCCAGGAGCGCAUUCCUAUACACAAAUUGUUUUUUCCACUUGGUCAAGCUGGAGCCCAGAAGCCUACUUCUAGCCAAGAGGUACCAACACCACAGAAGACACAAGAUUUAGAUUCUACAGUUGAAUAUAUGGAUAUUUCAUACAAUGAUUCAAUAAGAGAUAGAACUAUGACGGACAUACAAGAAUUGGCUAAUAAGACUGAUGGAACUGUAGGGACAGAAUCCGAUGGAGAAUUUGUGGACUGUGAAACAACAUUUACUAAGAAUGAGUCUCUGUUAGAAGAUAAUAAUAAAACUCCGGUAAAUAAAACACAAGAUUUAACUAUAGAUGUUGAGAAUAUUAGUGAAAAUACAAGUUCAAGGCUCAAACAAAUAGUUCUGAAUACUACCCAAGAUAUAUUAGAUGCUACCUUGUCCAUAACUCCAGAAGACUUGUUACCAGAAAGUUUAAUUAAAAAACCAGAGUUGUCAGAACAAGUGACACAGUCUACAGACACUAUUACCGAUGUUCCAGAUGAAACACAUCUUGAUAAAUCUAUUGAAAUGAAUGACACUAAAAUAUUGAAUGACACCUUACACAAUGUAUCAACAACUGAAGAAAACAUUCCCAAUGUAAAUGAAACUAUAGAUAUAUUGAACCAAACAGAAGACAGUCAAGAUCCUAAUUCAACUAAAACAUUUGAUAUUGAGCCAAACCUAGAUCACACAUUAGACAUAAUAAAACCCACAGAAUGUACAGAUGAUCCUAAUUUGACUAAAAUAUUAGAGAAUGUAUUGCCUGAGACUAUAAUGGAAUUAAAACAAGAAGAACCUUUAAAUGAACCUGUGAAAGAUCAUGCAUUGACAUCUGAAGAAAAUGAAAGGCUUGCAGAAGUUGAAAAGAAUUUGAACCAAGUUACUGAACUCAACAAAACUGACACAAUAAGCCUACAAGAUACAUAUAUUACUAUCACAACUGAUUUUGGUUCUGAAAUGCUUAGUGAAGUUGAUAAAACAUCUCAAAUUCCUGACGAUGAAAAAGAGCUUGUACCUGUUAAAGAGGCAUCAAUGACUGAGUUGGCUGCAGAAGUACCCUUACCCGAUGAAGAUGAUCUUGAGAAGGAACUUAUCUCUGAUACUCCUAAUGAAGAAAUAAAUAGUUUGCCUUUAGACCUUGUUGAUGACAUCAUAGUGCAAACAGAGAAACCAGUCACAACUCAAAAUGUAGAAGUAGUCAAUACUAAUCAAGAAGUAGUAACAGAAUUAGAAAGAAAUGAAAACAUAUGUGAUAAAGUAUCAGAAACACCUUUGACUUCUGAUAAACUUGAUAGUAUAAACCAAGAGACAGCUCCAUUUGUACCUGCACAUGAAGUAGUUCCAGAAGUUGUCGAAGCUUUGAAUGUUGAUAAUUAUCAAGUUACUGACAAAGACAUAGUUGAUCCUGUUGAUUUAUUACCAGAAUCAGUAACUAAUGAAACAGUUGGCACUGAAGCUGAGAAAAUAGUUGAUCAAGUACAUAAUGAUGUAGAAAUAAAAUCAGAUUCAGUUAUAGAAACUCUUAAUGCGACAGUUCAAUUUAUCACUGAAGAAAGAGAGGAACAGGGGCAUGUUUCAAAUAUAGACAGUGUAAUAGAAUUAAAACCAUUACCUGAUAUCAUUAAUCAAACUGCCUUGCUUAAUGUAGAAAAUAUUUUAUCGGAAGCAAUUCCCGAACCAGUAAUACAAGAACUGUCUACUGUAUUGCCAGAAAAUUAUGAAAAUGUAGUUAAGGAAGAAGUUAUCUCGGAGGCUACUAUGACUAAAGAUAUACCAGAACUCUUAACACAAGCUCAAGUUUCUGAAGUAGAAAAACCUGAUCAUGACACAGUACAGAAGGCGGUGAUAGAUAUUGAUGAAAUAAAUAAAAGUUCUGUUUCUGCCCCAACACAAACCAAUGUUAUUCAAGAAACACCUGCAGCUACGAAUGUUGAUGCAAGUUCAGACCUAGGCAAUCUUGAGGUUGUGACUGCAGAGGCUCAUAAGCUUGGCCAUGAAGUUCCGCCUGUUGAGAAAGUUGAUAUUCCAAUCAAUGAAAAUAUUGUAUCUAACGCUGAUGAUGAUGAAAUAAUACUCUCUGAAAAUAAUAGUCCAUUUGUAUCAGUCAUUGCUGAAAAUAUUCCUGAACAAAUGAAACCAACAGACAAUGUUGAUAAUCCUAAUGUAGAUGAUAAUGAACAGGUGGCGACAACCGACAGGGUCGUAUUGACUCCACCAGCGUCUCCACCAAUCGCCUCCAAGGGCUACAACUUCAAUUUUGACGAAAUCGAUGAUCCAUUUGCUACUAAAACCAAAAUAAGAAUGUCGCCCUCCUUUGAAACUCCAAAUAAAACUGUUGAACCAGCAAGUACCAAAAGCGCGGACAAAAUUACGCCUAAAAAGGAAAUCAAUAACAGAAGAAAAUCACAACCAGAAAGAAAAAGACCUUCUGCUUCUAAGAGAAAGUUUAAUUCCACUUUCAGCGGCGCUGUGGAUGGUCAAACAGCUGAAACAAUUGAAACUUCAGGUGAUGGUGACUUUAAAUUAGAAUCACCACUGAAUGUAGCUUUGGAACCAAACAAUAUCAUGAUUAAAGAAGACAAAAUACUUGAAGAAAUUAAAAAGGUUCAAGAAAACACAUUGGAUGUCACAGAAGAAGUACUUAAACAAGAACAAGAAAUCAAUGUCGUCGUUGAAACACCAUCCCGUGUACCAAAUGUCCAAGAAAACACAUUGGAUGUUAAAGAAGAAGUACUUAAACAAGAACAAGAAAUCAAUGUCGUCGUUGAAACACCAUCCCGUGUACCAAGUGACGACUUAAAAAUUACUUCGUCAUCCGAACAAUCUACAUAUUUCUCUGCGGGCACAUCAUCAAGUGAAAGCAUUCCUUCAAGAAAUGUCUUCAACCUACCAGAGAUUGAUGAUAUGAACUUUAAUCCGUUUGCAACAAAGUCUAAAAUGCGACAGUCUCCGCCUCCAAGUUUAGAUGCAACCAUAGAAAAUCCUUUUGCCACUAAAAGCAAAAUAAAAAGCACCCCUGAGUCUUCCAUGAUUUUACCGGAUAAUGAAGUAGUAAAUGAUGAAGAGAAUGCAAUUGCCGGAUUAAUUAAUGAUAAAAUAGACUUUGAGUUAAUGGAAAAAGAUGCAUCAGGAAAUUUGAGUAAUGUAACUUCUUCAUCUAAAGCUACAGAUGACAGAAAUGGUACAGUCAGGGAAGUAAAUACUGAUACCGACGAUACUGUUGAGGGACCGUUUUUAGAAGCUGAUGAUUUGAACACUGAUGAUAAAAUGUCUGAUUUUGAUGGUGAAAAUAUUGAUAUGAUGCAGUUUAAUGAAUUACCAACUCAAGGAAAUGAUGAUAAUGGUGAAUUAUUUAUAGAUGCAGAGGCUUUCGAGUUUCUUUUAAACCAGAAUAAAAGUAACACAGUUGUUGACAGUGGUAAAGAGAGUUUGUUCCUUAAGUUUGAUCCGCUUUUCGCAAAGAGAAUGUCGUCUAUUACAUCUGAUGGUUUGGUAGCUUCUUUGAAUAAGAUUCAGAAAAGACAAAGCACUCCUACAAAGACAGCAAUGCCGGUAAAGGAAGAGAAGUCUCCUAUUCCGGGGCCUUCCAACUUGAACGUUACCCAAGACAUGGACGUGAGUGAGGAAUUCAAUGACGAUCUUAAUGUAACUGUGUCUAAACCGAUGAUGGUUGUUCCCCCUGCUGUCAAUCCAGUCACGCCUAGAAACAAAUCAUUGACACCCAACAGAUCGAACAGGCGUUCUAUUACAUUCACGUCUCCUGCCAUGGCUGUUAUUGAUAGACUUUUGUCUUUAAGUGGCAAUACAUCCCUUAUGCACGAUACUAGUGUCACACAACCCACAAGGGAACAAAAUGAAGCCGAUUUAGCUCUCACUCAGUUACGAGAGCUUCUGGCCGAGAAAGAAAUACACGUGUACAGUCUAAGGUCUGAAAGUAAAGAGCUCAAAGAUAGACUAUCUUCAUUAGAAUCACAUUUGAAGAGCUUGGAAGAAGAAAGCCAAGAUAGACUGAAAAAGAUAAACGACUUGAACACUCGGCUUGCUGAAAAAACAAAGAUUAAUAAGGGCAUGGCGGCUGUUGUCGAGGAAUAUGAGAGGACGAUAGCUAGUUUGAUCUCGGAAACAGCACAAGACAAGAAGAGACACGCAGAAGAGAGAAUAAAACUAAUAAAUGAGAGAGAUGAACAGACGGCUCACUUAGCCAGUAUGGAGGUUUCGUUUAGUGACCUUCAUAGUAAAUACGAAAAGAGUAAACAAGUCAUUCUUAACUGUAAGGCCAAUGAAGAUACAUAUAAAAAAUCCAUUAAAGCGUUUGAAGAAAACUUAACAAAAAUGCAAAACAAUUAUGAGCUUCUGAAACAGCACGCGACGUCAAAGCUCAACCACGCGAAUCAGGAGCUAGAGAAGAUGAAUAGAGCGCACGAGGCGGAAGUAUUGAAGCUGAAUGCCAUGAUUAAGAGGAAAGAUCUCCACAUCACGUCACUAGAAGAGUCUCUUGCGCAAAAGACGAAAGCAAACGAGGAGCUGACAGCCAUAUGCGAUGAACUCAUCAAUAAGGUUGGCUGAAAUAUAUUUUAGGCUUUUCUAUAUUUGUUGUGUCUGUGAUCUAGGCGGAUACUCCGAGACUUGCUUUUGUGCUUAUCUUAAGAUAAGUAGCAUUAAGUUGAAACUAGUCUCUACGUUAUUGUGCCAAAUCAUUUUAGUGUAACGACAUUUUAUUCCUGUUGUUUAAUUAUACUCAAAGACUGCAAAAUGUGAUAAAAUUCAAUUUCUAUAAUCAUGUUACAGUGUAUACUUAUAUGUAAUGUUAAUGAGACCAUGUUUUCAACCAGAACAUCAGACCACAGCACUAUUACAUUAUGCUGGCCAUAAUUAAAGUGUGCGGAUUAUAAGUCAGACACAGUUCUUUAGAUGAUAAAAAUGUAUAUUUUUUGCAUGUAUAACUGUUGUAUUUAAAUCCCAGAUAUUUAUUUUGUAUGUAAACAUUUUCUACAAUAUUUUUGGGAAAAUUUAAAAGUACACGUAAUGAUAUUUUUGUAGAUAUGUAUUCAUGAAAAAUCUAUGAUAUAUUUGGUAUUUAGACAAUUAUAAUGAUUUGUAUCCUGUUUGUAAUACCUGACUGUUGUAAACUAACUUUAUGGAAAAUAUGUUACUGCUAACUAGCCUCGCGUUGUAACAUCGUACAGUUUCGCAUUAUUUUUAUUUAAGCAGUCUUUAUCUGACCAACCUCGAUUCCUCAAUUAACAAUUUUGACAUUGUAUCUAUAUUUGUACCACAAUUAUCCUAAUAAUAAUUACGUAUUCAAUUCAAUAAUAAUUUUGGACAUGACAAAAAAAUAUUUAAUGUAAAAUUAUAAUAGCUCGACUUUCCACAUAACGGGUUGUUUGUCAGUUAUUUUGUGUAAUAUAG